AUGUUGUCUCUGAACUCUACCAGCCUCUCCCACCCUCCUGCUUUCCUCCUGGUUGGCAUCCCUGGGCUGGAGCAGGAGCAGUUCUGGAUUGCCUUCCCCUUCGCCGUUAUGUAUGCCGUUGCUGUGCUGGGGAACAUCAGCCUUCUCGUCUUUAUAAAGACCGAGCCAAGCCUGCACGAGCCCAUGUACUUCUUCCUGGCCAUGCUGGCCUUCACCGACCUCGUCCUCUCCACAUCCUCUCUCCCCAAAAUGCUCAGCGUCUUCUGGAUGGGCUCCGGGCAGAUUGGCUUCCUCUCCUGCCUUGCUCAGUUGUUCUUCAUCCACACCUUCUCCUCAGUGGAGUCGGGCGUGCUCAUGGCCAUGGCCUUGGAUCGCUGCGUUGCCAUCUGCUACCCGCUCCGGCACGCCAGCAUCCUCUCCGGGCCAGUAGUGGUGACCCUCGGGAGCCUGGUGCUGGCGCGCGGGGUCAUCCUGGUGAGUCCCUUCUGCUUCCUGCUCCGCAGGAUGUCCUUCUGCCAGCAGCCCAUCAUCUCCCACUCCUACUGCGAGCACAUGGCCGUGGUGAAGCUGGCAUGUGGGCAGACCCGAGUCAAUGUCAUUUACGGCCUCUUUGUGGCUUUUGUGGUGGCCGGGUUUGACGUGACCGUGAUCGUUGUGUCCUACGCCACGAUCCUUCAAACAGUAAUGAGGCUGCCCUCCACAGAGGCAAGGCUCAAGGCCUUCAGCACUUGUGCAGCCCAUGUCGGUGUCAUCUUGGCACUUUACAUCCCUGCCCUCUUCACCUUCCUCACCCACCGGUUUGGCCAGAGCGUCCCUCACCACGUCCAUAUAAUGGUGGCCAAUCUCUACCUGCUGGUGCCCCCCACGUUAAACCCCCUUGUGUAUGGGGUGAGAACCAAACAGAUCCGCAACAGAGUGGUCCUCCUCUUGCAGCAGAAGGCAAUCUGA
Messenger RNA from Struthio camelus australis, 948 nucleotides. Its product is annotated as olfactory receptor 52R1. The record is from RefSeq and is a predicted model, not a curated record. NCBI's taxonomy places the organism in Eukaryota, Metazoa, Chordata, Aves, Struthioniformes, Struthionidae. Gene Ontology annotation, molecular function: G protein-coupled receptor activity; olfactory receptor activity. Gene Ontology annotation, biological process: G protein-coupled receptor signaling pathway. Gene Ontology annotation, cellular component: plasma membrane.